AUUAUUAUUAUUAUUAUUAUUAUUACUAUUGUUGUUGUUGUUGUUGUUGUUGUUGAUGACUGUGAUAUUGUUAUUGCGGUCCGGCUGAUAAAAAGUAAAAACCGACGAGAGGGAACCGCGUCGCGCCCCGAGGGAAUCCCUCCGUUUCAGAAGUUCUAUUGCCGCCGCCGCCGCUGACACAUUAACGAUAACGGGCCCGUGCGACCGGCGGACGGACGACAAUGCCGUCGGGUUGAGCCGAGCCGCGCGUGCGGUUUCCGACUUCCGAGACGUUUUUCAUUCAUUUCCCGGACGUCGGACGGUGCGCGCUCGCGCCCCCCCCGUCAGCCGAAAAAUCCGCGCAACGACCGCGCGCCCCAUCGGCCGAUUCCGCGCCGCGUAUCCGUCGUCGUCGGCGGUCGCGGGCCGACAGGUUUUCCGGAGACGCCAUGGACUCGUUGCGCGAACAGGUGAUGAUCAACCAAUUCGUGUUGGCCGCCGGAUGCGCCAGGGACCAGGCCAAACAGUUGCUGCAGGCCGCCCACUGGCAGUUCGAGACUGCAUUAAGUAUAUUUUUUCAAGAUUCUUCUGUAUCAAGUUGCAAUCAAAAUUCAGCACAGUUUGGAUUUGGACAAAUGACACCGUGUAAUACCCCAGCUACACCACCCAAUUUUCCUGACACUUUGAUCGCCUUUUCACGUAUGACAACUUCAUCUGAAAAUUCAAAAUUGGGAUCAUCACCGAAUAUGUCUGUUUCUCCUCAAAAUAGAACCUCAUUAGAAAACAGUCAAUCAAAAAGGCACCCAUAUGCGCAUUUAGCGCAAAACACAGUUUCAAAUAACACAUAGGGAACAAUCAUGUAUAUUUGUUAUUUUUAAUAUAAACUUAGCCAUAUUAUUGUUUUAGUGUCCAAAAAUGACACAUGCUUUUUGUAACUUUUUACUCUAGAAUAAUAUUGUUUAGAGAUAUUUUAUCAUUUGAUUGU
Melanaphis sacchari is the source of this 964-nucleotide messenger RNA. RefSeq names its product UBA-like domain-containing protein 1. Gene Ontology annotation, molecular function: protein binding. The transcript is spliced from 4 exons. NCBI's taxonomy places the organism in Eukaryota, Metazoa, Arthropoda, Insecta, Hemiptera, Aphididae. The record is from RefSeq and is a predicted model, not a curated record. Bases 429 to 827 code for a protein of 132 amino acids.